AUGAGACAGAUAAAUCAGACACAGGUGACAGAAUUCCUCCUUCUGGGACUCUCCAAUGGCCCGCACAUCCAGCAGCUGCUAUUUAUCUUAUUCCUGGGUGUCUACCUGGUCACUGUGCUUGGAAAUCUGCUUCUCAUGUCCCUUGUUCAUAUUGACUCCCGGCUUCACGCACCCAUGUAUUUUUUUCUCUGCAACUUGUCUCUGGCUGACCUCUGUUUCUCUACCAACAUAGUUCCUCAGGCACUAGUCCACCUGCUUUCCAGGAAGAAGGUCAUUUCAUUCACACACUGUGCAGCUCAACUUCUCUUUUUCCUCAUUUUUGGGUGUACACAGUGUGCCCUUCUGGCAGUGAUGUCCUAUGAUCGCUAUGUGGCAAUUUGCUAUCCUCUGCAUUACCCUAGCAUCAUGACCUGGAAAGUGUGUGUCCAGCUGGCCACAGGAUCAUGGACAAGUGGCAUUCUGGUGUCUGUGGUAGACACCACCUUCACACUGAGGCUACCCUACCAAGGCAGUAAUAGUAUUGCUCAUUUCUUUUGUGAGGCCCCUGCAUUAUUGAUCUUGGCAUCCACAGACACCCACACAUCAGAGAUGGCCAUUUUUCUUACGGGGGUCGUGAUUCUCCUCAUACCUGUAUUUCUAAUUCUGGUAUCCUGCCAUAUCAUAGUAACUGUGGUCAAGAUGAAGUCAACUGUGGGGAGUCUCAAGGCAUUUUCUACCUGUGGCUCCCACCUAAUGGUGGUCAUACUUUUUAAUGGAUCAGCAAUUGUCACUUACAUGACACCCAAGUCUUCCAAACAGCAGGAAAAAUUGGUGUCUGUUUUCUAUGCAAUGGUGACUCCCAUGCUUAAUCCCCUCAUCUAUGGCCUGAGAAACAAGGAUGUGAAGGGAGCUCUGAGGAAAGUAGCCACAAGAAAUUUCCCAUGCAAGCUUGGAAUCUCACACUAA
This is a messenger RNA of Callithrix jacchus (white-tufted-ear marmoset), 945 nucleotides long. RefSeq names its product olfactory receptor family 2 subfamily D member 2 (gene OR2D2). The record is from RefSeq and is a predicted model, not a curated record. Gene Ontology annotation, biological process: G protein-coupled receptor signaling pathway. Gene Ontology annotation, cellular component: membrane. Lineage: Eukaryota; Metazoa; Chordata; Mammalia; Primates; Cebidae. Gene Ontology annotation, molecular function: G protein-coupled receptor activity; olfactory receptor activity.